AUGGAGAACGAGGCCAAUGUUGCAUUCAAUCAGUACACCAACCACUUGGCGGAAGCAUCAAAACAUCGUCGGCUUGCACAAUGGGAAGACGCCUUUCGAGAGCUUAAAUCUGCCGAGAAUUUCGUCGACCAAUGGAGGCAGAGGGUUCUCUACGAACUGGGCGCAGUCGAACGGCGUCUGGGCCGAGUCAAGAACGCGACAAGUUACCUCGAACAAGCCCUGGCUAUUACCAGGGUGGACGAGCUGCAGCGCAUUCACAUUCUCGGCGAGUUGGCCAUUGUGUACCAACAUGCACAGCCGGUGGAAGCCUCCAAGGCCCUGAACGCUGCCAAGGACCAGUACGAGGACGCCAAAGAUCUUGCCAAGGUGGAGUGGCAGAGCUAUCAUGAUCACGGUCUGCUGAAGCAUAAGCACCGAGCACUGCAAGCAGAUGCCCAAGCUUGCCGUGCCAUUGGCAAUGUUGGGUUGAUCAACUACCUCCGAUCACUGGAUGAUGGCAACACGGAUUUACUGCACGAGUCCAUACUCCAGGUCGAGGAGCGCGUGCAAAGAGCCCAGACCCUACAGGCAGUAUUACGACAGGACCCGAGCACCGAGGAUUCAGAUUAUGACUUUCAUGCAUCGCUAAUACAGCAGGCACAUACUUGGGAAUCUAUUGGUUACGAUCGUCUGACACUUGCUCGCGUGACGAAUAACGAGCUGGAGGAAGCUUUGAGAUGCGGCGAGAAAUCGCAGGCCUUGACGCAGCACUCUCAUGAUUCCACCGUCCGGGGCCUAUCGCGCUUCUUCUACGGCUAUGCACUCCUCAAGAAUCGAAAGAUGGACCUGGCUAAAAAGUGUCUGGGAUUUCGAGAUGAUCACCUGGAUACUUGCACAAGCAUUGUUGCCUUGUGCAGGGAACCUCUCGAGCAUUACCCAAAGUAUCUGGAAGAGAUUACGAUUAAAGAAUUAGGUUUGAACAUGGAACAGUACGAUGAACAUGGUUACAAUGCUCUCGAUUAUACCGUUUUUCAAGAAUCCGCCGAGAUGAAGCGGGUUGUGCUUCAAAGACUCCGGGAAGGCAACUACAAUGAGGCGGAAAAGGACGAGUCAAGGCGUGCUGAAACAAUCAAGAGGCUGGAAGAAGAGUCUGUCCUCAAGAAGCACUAUCGAGAGGUUUUCCAAGAAUGUUUAAGACCAAAUCUGAUGAAGGGUGGCAGAGACGUGGUGCAAAAAGUCCGCGAUAGCUACGCCGAUAUACUAAAGAAUGACGAGGCCAAAAUGGCCAGUUUUGAUCAGCUGCGGGUGGUGCCCUACUCGGACUUUAUCGCCCAUGGACGACUUCCGCUCUUCACUGACGGAAUCACACGGGAAUACUCGAGUAUCCGCGCCGCUAAAAGUGAGAAGACCACCAAGGAUUGUGUCGUCUUCUUUUCUUACAGAUGGAGACUGCCCCUUGAAAGUCGUCCGGAUGACGCUGUCGAGACACGGUACGGAGAGGGCACCCAGUAUGGCAGAAUGUGUAAUUCUCUCGAGUCGCUGCUCGAGAUAUCCAACAGAGACUGCUGGGAUGGUAGUGGUGGCCUUGAUGGCAGAAAUCUAUACAUAUGGUUGGACUGUGCUUGCAUCAACCAAGAAAAUGCAGAUCCGGGCAUUAAAGCACUUCCCAUCAUUACGACCCAAUGCGACGUGAUGAUUACCCUCAACGAACCGGGUUUCUUCGAGAGAGGUUGGUGUGCCGUUGAAGCAGCUCUCGAACAAACCAUCAAACAGUCAUUCGGGGUGCACAAGUGGUAUGAGCAUAACUUUGCUGAGAAUCGUUUGCAAGAGUUUAGUCGACCGAUUGUCGAGGAUAUUUCCCGGUUGCACGUCACGCGUGCAGAGGACAGACCCGCGAUAGAAUUUCUUUUCCGGCAGAGAAAGUUCCUAGGUAAUGGAGCAAAGUAA
Molecule: messenger RNA, 1926 nt
Organism: Pestalotiopsis fici W106-1
Lineage: Eukaryota; Fungi; Ascomycota; Sordariomycetes; Amphisphaeriales; Sporocadaceae
Exons: 2
Coding region: 1-1926 (641 amino acids)
Molecular function (GO): protein binding
Source: RefSeq, a predicted model, not a curated record